This is a messenger RNA of Plenodomus lingam JN3, 534 nucleotides long. Lineage: Eukaryota; Fungi; Ascomycota; Dothideomycetes; Pleosporales; Leptosphaeriaceae. The record is from RefSeq and is a predicted model, not a curated record.
AUGUCCUUCGCUUGCGACUGCGCAUGUAGUGCUUAUUCGCGGUACCAAGUGUCCAAGACGGCAAGCGGGAAGGAUGAGGACCCCACGUCUGCCGCCUUUUCUUCGCAAAUACGAGCGGCGUGUUGGGUGGCACACCAAGGUGAGAGUACUAUUGGUUUCAACAUGUCAGCAUUUAGUAGUUACAAUACAUGUCUUGCUGAGCACUUUGAUGUGAGGCUUUUGAUUCGAGCAACGAGUUCGCCCGGGCGUGAUUUUCUCAACAUGACUCAUAAUGAGAAUGAAGAGACAUUCAUUGGAGAAGUGGCUGUCACUCGGCACGCAAUGCACAUGAUCUUAUCUGGAGACCCAAAGAGAACUCGAAAGCAUACAGUAUCUUCUAGAAUACCCAUCACCAUCCUGGCUCCUACCAUAUCUUCGGUUCAACCGCACGCUACACAGCACAAGCUCAGCAUCUCUCCCAACGUUCACAAUAUCAUCUAUAGACCCCUCAACAGGUUCAUGGACGGCCGUGCCAUUUUCCAAUACUUCCAGUGA